Vanessa atalanta (red admiral) is the source of this 9210-nucleotide messenger RNA. It is a transcript of the gene ssp3, whose product is annotated as S phase cyclin A-associated protein in the endoplasmic reticulum. Bases 197 to 6199 code for a protein of 2000 amino acids. Lineage: Eukaryota; Metazoa; Arthropoda; Insecta; Lepidoptera; Nymphalidae. The transcript has 21 exons. The record is from RefSeq and is a predicted model, not a curated record.
UUAACGUUCCAUUUUUUCGAUUUUGUAUAUUAAUUCCGUCUCUGAAGCGUUAAAUUCAUAGUUUAUUUGUUAUUUAAUAUUUUUUAUAAUAUUUUCAUCUAAUUUUACUGUUUAACUCGAAUGUAUUUGUGAGAGCGAUGUGUUCAGUUUUACCAUUUGUUUUUCGUUAGCCAGUAGUAUUAUUGGUUGUUUUGGUAUGGAAGAAGUAAGGCAGCUAGUACAGGAGGAAGGUAGGGAAGCCAGGAACCUAGUGGCAUUCCAUGUCGCCGUGGAUACGCCAGCUCGGGUAUCCCGUAAGCCUCCUCGUGCCCUUCCUCCUGUUCGGCGAACGCUACCGAGGGCGUCUCGUCUCCGUUCUGCAUCAGCUGGUCGUGAUAAGCGAUCUGAAUUAAGGGCUCGUUAUUGGGCUUUACUUUUUGGCGACUUGCAAAGAGCUGUCGGUGAAAUUUACAAUACUGUUGAAUCUCACGAGAACUUAAGCGAGUGCCAAGAAGUUAUAUUAGUGCUCGAGAAUUAUACCCGUGAUUUCAAAGCUUUAGGAGAAUGGUUUAGACUGAAAUGGGAAUACGAUAAUACACCCCCACCACAUAGACCACAGAGUUUAGCAUGGGAGAUAAGAAAGACAGAUUUCGUAAGACCAGAGUCAAGACGCACUCACUCUGUAAAGAGCUCACCAUCUGUGUCUGGGAAAAAUAGCCCUUGUUUAUCUGGGCAUAAUACUCCCAGUGGAAAAAAUAGUCCCAAUUUAACCGGUAAAGCUAGCCCAGGUAGCGGUAAAAUCAGUCCAAGGAUAACCGCACAGCCUAGCUCUAGUCCCAAAGCAAAUAUUGAAUUUUUUAGUAACAAAAUAGCUACUUCUAAAAUUACAGCAAAACCAGAAGCUAAAAUUGCUAAAGAGUCAUCUAGGUUAUCUGACAUCAAAGAAAAAGAGGUAAAAGAUACAUGUGAAGAGAAAUUAUCUAAAAUAAACGCGCAAAAAAAUAAGGAUGACAUUCCGGACAAACAAGAGUCGAAGCUCACAACUGUUGAGAUAGGAACAGUAAAAGAGUACCAAAACGUUUGCGCAAAACAAGUUAUAAUAAAAUCGCCUAAACAUGCUAAAUCAAAAGUAGCAAUUUCUGAUAAAAUUUCUGAAGACAUUUCUUGCCAGGCUAAAGUGACUGUAGCACAGCUGAAUGCAAUGGAAAGUGAUUUUUUAGAAAAGCAAAUAUCUGCUAAUCAAGCGAAAAAUGAAAAUAUGAUUAACCAAGAUAUCGAGAAAGGAAACGAUAAAACAGAUACUAUUCCAGAUAUAAUAAUCAAAGAAAAUAUUGAUGACAAAGAAAUGUUUUCCACAGAAUCUCCAACUAAAUCUGAAGAUAACUUUGCUGAUAUUUCAAAUGAAAGCUCUCCCAAAUUAGAAGUUGACAAAAAUAGCAUCGAUAACAUUGAAAUUCGAGCUGAUGAUACUCCGGUUAUAUAUAACAAAUCUAUUGAAACAAUCGAUCCCAUAAAUAAUGAAAAAGCAAACACAAAAUACAUUCAAGGUAAUGGCAAGGAGAGUGUUUUUGAAAAUGUAAAUUCUCUCAGUAUUGAUCAAAACGAAGAAAUCGGCAAUCUCAGUCGAGUAAAGGACUCAUUUCCUACAAUAAACAGUGAACUUAAAGUUUUAAAUGAUGAAAUUUUGCAAGUUAUUCAAAAUACAACAGAAUUCGAUAAACAACAAAACAAACAGGAUAUAAAAGUUGAAGUACAAAUGAAGUCGAUAGAAUACAUUGAAAAUGACAUAUUUAAUGGAUUGACGGCAGAAAUACCAAUUAAAGACGAUGAAAAAGAUAAUAAAACUUCUAGUAUAAUAGAGUCUCCGAAAGAUAUGUUAACUGACGAAGUAGAUGAGAACAAAAAAGAUCAUGAUUUAAAAAAGAAUGAUGUUGCUAAAUCCAGCAUUGACAACAAACAACCUGUUAAACCAGCUUAUUCUCAAGCAGCAGCUAAGCCAAAAUCAUUGAAUGCAGCUAAAAUAGAAGUAAAAACUCCAACAAGAUUAGCAAGGAGUUCAACGGUUGUAGAAAUGCGACCUUCAACUGUACCUAAGACUCAACGAUCAUUCCAAAAGAAACAUCAAACCAAUAAAUGUAGUUAUCCGUUUAACUUAACAACUGGUCGCACUAGUCUUUUUGACACGAAUCCAACUGGUUCAACUAAUAAAGGUACAUUAUAUAAAAGACCGAUAGACCGAAACAGAAAUAUGCAGUUAGCGUCUGGUGAUGCAAAACCAUUAACAGGUAAAGAAGUCCUUAAAAAACGCCCUCCAAGACCUAGUACUUUUAAGACUGCCGAGCGAAUUGAUAAAAAAGAAAAUAGCAAUGUAACAUUAGAAAAAGAUAAAGAUUGUAAAGAUUAUGGUACUUGUGAUACUGCAAUUGCGCAGAUGGAUAUGUCACGAAUAGAAUCAAGCGAGAGUUUGAAAACUCUUGUUCCAGAAGAUCAUCAGGUCUUGCAAGAUGUUGCAAAUUCAAUAGAAGUACUUAACGUCGAUAGUAAUAAAAACGAUAACGAAGGCUGGCUUACUGUGAAGUCGAGGCGAUUGAGUCGAGAAUCAAAGAAACAUUCAAAAUCGCACUGGGCCAAUAGAUUCCAUCAGCCAUCUGCUACAACUAGUCUGCCUACUCUGAAUAUGCUGGAAUCUCCUAAAGAAGAAAUUAAAGAAUUCAUAGAUACGAAAGUGUCGAAUGUCGACCGUGCAAAAUCAGAACAACCCCAAUUAGCUGAAAAAUUGGACGAGAAAAUUGACAAAGAUAUGGAUAUUGAAAAGGUUAUAAACGUGCCUUCUAAGCCAAAUUAUGAACAUAAAACGAGAGAUCCUUCAAUGAUUAGACAAAAAUCAGAUGUAACUGGCUUAAGAACGAAAUCGUCUCGAAGCAAGGUACUUACUAAGAGAGCUGAGAGAAUAAAAGAUUCGAAACAAGACGAUGAUGCGGAAUUGACGAAAAAUCGAUUGCAUUCUUCUUUGGAGAGUCUUACUACUGCUUUAGCAAGGUCUCAAGAAAGUACUGAAGAAGUAUUUGAUUUUGAUAAGUGGAAAGCGGAAUUCAAAUCCACUUUUAAGUAUUUGGAAGAUGAUGAUCAAAUCCCUGAUCAAAAUGAGAUACUAAAGGCAGCAGAUCCCUCAGAGGUGUCUGAAAUAGCGGAAAUGACGUCACAGAUAGAAGAAAAUGAAAGGAAAAUAAGCUGGGCUUUAGAUUUUCAAUCGGAAGUUGAUCAAAGGAAGCUCUGUGAAGAAGAAGAUUUACUAAAUAGACAAAUAUUGGAACUACAACAAGUUUCAGAUAUUGAUAUUGACACUGAAACGGACGAUACCGAGACGGAUGCAGAAAUUCUUUCCGAAGAUCCGCCACCUCAAGCUGGUCCGACAGAAACUCUCGGUUCGCUGGCUGCGAGCUUGGAAGACCAAUACGAGACGGCCCUCGCAGGGAUGUCGUGGGCGGAACGCGUCGAUACUUUGGUCGUUUUGGAAGCCCUGGUUGCUAGGGACCCAGGACGAGCGCAACAAUUGCAUGCUAAAUUGUCACAAGGUAUCAAACGUAGAGGCAGCCUUCAAGACGCUUUACGCAGACUCCAAGCGAAGCAAGCGAGAGCUGAACGUCAGAGACUAGAAUUUCAGACGGAACGGGCCAAGAAGAUCCACCAGCUCCUGGCGCGGGUCGAGGAAGUAAAGGUAGCGAAAAAUCAAUUGAUUGAAGAGAAAAGAAUCAGGAUGGAGAGGAGACUUCAGAAGGCGACUGAAAAUCGUGAUCAACAUUUGAAGGACAUUGUUCGCAAAGCGCAUGAUGAAGAAGAAAAGUUACGGGAAAUAGCUUUCAUUAAGCAGUUGGAAGCAGAGAACAGACGACACGAGUUCUUGGAGCAGUGCCGGUCACACACCACUCGACUGAGGCAGAUGAGGCGCGAUAGACUUCAUAAACUGGAGCAGAAGGCGGCGCGCGAGGCGGCCGUGGGCGCGCGGCGGCAGGCGCUGGAGGCCGCGCGCCGCCUGCACGUGGCCAGCAUGCUGGAGCGCCGCAAGGAGCGCGACGCGCGCGUCGAGGAGCUGCGCGAGCUGCGCCGCCAGGAGCGCGGGGACGCCGCGCGCGAGAAGGCGGAAGGUGUAAAGUCUCGUCUGUCAGCGCUAGCCGCGGCUGCAGAGUUAGAAGCAGACGCCCUGAGGUCCCGCAUACGAGACAAACAAGACGCGAGUCAACAAAGACUCGAGUCUCACCUGCAAGCGAUUCGAGAAAAAGCCACGGGACCACGACAAGCUACAACAUCAGAGAGUCAAGACCAAAUUCCUAAAGAAGUAGAAGAAGAAACUGGCAGACAGGAUCAAGAAAGGAAAGAGAGAGAGAAACAGAAGGCGAUUAAGAAGAAAGCCAGGAAACUGAAGCAGAAACUACUCGCUGCAGGGCAUUCGAACCCAAUAUUCGAUGACAACAUAACAACACUCGACACGUUCUUAAAUCCAGUUACGAGCAAAGUGUAUCGCGUCAUAAGCUCCAUACGGAACAUCAUUGCCCCAUUGUUACGCGAUACCAAAACCUAUAUGAACGGCGUUGAAAACGAAGAAGAGAAAUCCGGGAAGAAGAAGAAAGGUAAAGCAGUUAAUGGUGACGUUGAAGCGGAACAGAAGAAAGAUAAAGGUAAAAAUAAGAAAGGUAACAGCGACGUCAAUUCUAACAACGAAGCAAAUGUCAACAGAGAAGUUAAAGAUGCAAUUGAAACUAAACCCGAAGAACCACAUACAAGCCAUCAGCCGCCCGACAAGAGUCCGGAAGAACCUGAGAAAGAGACGAAGAAGAAGAAUAAGAAAAAGAAGAACUCGGAAGAUAAGCCGACGUUGAAUAAAGCUAGUUCAGUUUGUAGUUCGAUGAGCGACAUGAGUCGCGGCAGCGGUAGAAACGACAGGAAUACUAAGGUUGAUUUAGACUUGCCGUACCUGGAGAAGCAGAUGAACGAACUGUAUAGAAUAAUGGAGAAGUUUGAGAAGCAAAACAUAACAGAGAAGAUGGCCAUACAAAGGUUUCAAGCCGUCAAGGUGAUCGCGCAGAUGCUCGCAGUGGCUGCUGAGAAGGAGGAUCUCAACCCGCCGAUAUCUGCUAAGUGCGUGUGCACGGGCGCGCUGCUGGUGUCGCGCGCGCUGGCGGCGUGCACGGCCAGCGCGGCGCAGCUGCUCGCCACCAACACGUGCGUGCACCUCGCCACGCUGCUGGCGCGCCAGAUGGACAAAAAUCUUCAAUUCGAUCAGAAGGAAAUGGAACUAGCGAAACAGCUGGCUGACUGUCUCUCCGUCGCUUUGGACUCCGUGCUGUGCGCUAGCCGCAUCCACGAGGAACAAGGGAACAAGCCCAAGGAAGAGGUGGAUGUGCUGGUCUUCUUGAGGAACAGAGCACAUCAAAUUAUCAGCUACCUCUGCCUUAGCGGUUGUAUAACCCGUGCAGAAAAGGCGGGUGAAGCGCGCGAGAGUAUUCAGACCUUGCUCACGGUCAGCGCAGACCUCUGCCAUCCUUACUUGCCAGAUAUUGGUGCGGAACGGACUUACGCGAAGCAGGCGCUUCGUACCGCUCUCGGUAAAAGCGUAUGCGGCUCUCGAGCCGAAUUCUGCAUGCUCUUCGCUAAGGGAGCGUCUCUAGGACAAUGCGGGGACUUCGUGCGAGCUGCGAGAACGGCUCACUUGCUACGAGCUAUUGCUGAGAUGGACCAUCAGAUCGUACAGGAAGCAUUUGGUGAAGGCGGAUGGCCGUUGGAGUUCCGCGCGGCUGUCGCGAGGUUGUUCUCUCAGCAUGCACCGAAUGAAAAGGAGGCACCGCGGACUACAGCUUUACAUCUGAGCAACCAACGUCUAGAUCAGACUUUGUCAGAGACGAUGGUUCUGGACCUCAUAGUACUCGUCGGCUUCGUGGUGGUCAACAAUCCUCAGCUACAGGAGACAAUCUGCGAGGGCUGGAGUGUGAUCAAAGCUCUGUGUACGCUGCCCGCCAAUUGGCUCGUUUCUCAAGCGAGAAGUCACGCACUGUUACCAACAUUAAUCGCAUUGGCCGAAAGACCGGCGUCCGCUGCUGCUAUUGCCUCCGAAGUCAGCAUGACCAUGCUUGAAGAGUUCUAUGAAAGCCCAGAGGCUCAGAAAAUAAAACUCAUCCAAGUGAUUAAACAGGGGAGGACGAAGAAACCACCAGGGAAGAAGUAAAUACAAGAAUCGACAAUUUUAUAAAACACCUGAACCUAAGGAAAUGAAACUAAAACCGAAUUUAUGACUAAUUUCAAUGUUAAUGACUCACCAAACACUAAUGAUGUUGAAAAACAUAACGAACAUAAACCUUAAACGGUACUAAUAGAUACAGCCGAUAGGAAUUUCAAUAAUUUUAAACAUUUAUUUACAUCAGAAACAGAAACCCUUGAAAAAGUAAUACGAACAUUAUUUUAAAUCUUAACUGAUUCACUGACGAUACAAAUAAAAUUUGAUAUGACAGAAUUAUUGGUCGAUAAAACUGCUAUGGAAUAAAAUUGGCGAAAUUUCUUGUUCACGAUGUAUUGUAAGCAAACUGCGUGUGUGGCAGUUGCGUCAUGAUAUUUUAUCUCUUAGGCACUGUUAUUUAAAUACUUAUCUAUUUAUUUUAAUUCACCUUUAUUUGUAAUGUUUUAAACUUUGUUUAUGACAUUGUAUUGUGGGUAUUGUGGAACACUUGACUAUCUUUCUUAACUCCUCCACCCUUUAAGUCCUUCUUUCGUAACUUUCUUAAUUUAAGAAUUGUAUGCGAAAGGAUGAACCUUAUUUUGGAAUCGGUGGUCUCGUCUGUACUAGUCUAAAAUGGUUGUUGCCUUUUUGUAUGUUAAGAGAUAAAAUGUCAUCAGAUGGAUUUAUUUAAAAAUAUAAAAUAAUCAAAGGUCUAAAUAACUAAUUUAAAUUAUUAAUAUUAUUAUCAUCUAAUUUUACGGAAUAAGUUGUGCUUUAAAAAACUGCACUCCAUCGGUUAUUAUUUAGGGUACUUAUUUAUUGAAAUAUAUUCAUUUAUGGUUCUUUUUCUAAAAUUAUAUUUUUUUUGUUUCAAAAACACACCUUCAUAAAUCUUUAUAUAACGGAAAUAUAUGUAUCUAAAUUUUUGGUAAAUAUUUUAAAGAUACAAAUUAUAGAGAUACUUUAUCGAACGAUACUUUAUUUGGUAUUCUCGAAGUUUUAUCUUCAUGAUUACAAGUAUCAGUUUUAAGUUCUUUGUAAAAGCUUAAAGUUUCCAUCGUUGAAGGUAAUACUUCAGUACUAGUCGCUUCAAUCGUCCUCGUGACUAUAAAUUGCUUCGUUACGUUACAGAUGAUUUAGAGAAUGAUAUUUUUUUUUUGUUGUUUCUAUUUUUAGUUUAAUUAUUUCGUGUUAAUCUUAAUUUAGGUUAGUAUUCGAAUUCGGAAAUUGUAACGGAGAGUGCGAUGCAGAAGAAUUGGAUCGGGCAGUUCUAGGACAUACGCAAAAUGGUAUGCCCUUAGGUCACCCCGAGUAGCUACUGCGUCGUAUAUCUCUGAUUUGUGUUCUCUUUCGUCAAAAUAUUUAAAAAAAAAAUCAUAUUUUUUUUAAUUCAUUCAAUCAAAUUUUGUCUAUACGUUUCUUGAACAUUGGGUAUAUUUUUUUGUAUUAAAAAAUUUAUUUCUAUUUCUAAAUUAAAUUUAAGUUUGCUCCAUAUCAAAGCUAUCGUUUUGAAUUUAAAAAUUAAAUUAUCUAUGUCUCGAAACAUUAUAAAAAAAAAAACAAAAAAAAAAAUUAAUUGUCUAUUAUUACAAUGUGAAAUUAGUAGCUCGCUUUCAACAUAAAAUGAUGCAUAGUUAAUAGUUGUUGUGAUAGCAUGAUCUUACUAUUGAUGUUAUGUGUUGUAACGAAAAAACUAAAAAAAAAUAAUAAUAAAAAUAUCAGACAUAUUUAUCCAAAAUCUAGAUGGAAAAAAAAGUUUAGUCUACAGAUAAUCUUUGAAACAUGUUGUAUAAUGUUACUUGGUAAUGUAGUCGUCUUACGAUUUUUGAUGUCUCUAUACAUAUUUUUCUAUGGAUGUAAGCAGAUGAAACAGGAAUUCUGUAACUCAGUUUCCUCUUUAUUUAUUUCCAAGUAGUUAUUCGGAUCAACUGACUUUUAUAUCCGCACAAGUAUAUAUUUGUGAAACUAAAUGUUCAUAUUUUUUAUCCCGAAUUUUAAAUACAAAAUUAACAAUUAUAUUUUUUUAUAUAAUAGUAUUAUUACGUUUGCGAUCCACUGUGUUCCUCGAUCAGUAUUUGUUUUACGCUAAAUGUUAUACGAAAUUGAGUGUGUGCACUCGAUAGUGGAGGGGAGGUGCAUUCGAUGGAGCUGUUCGAGAUACGUAAAUACAUCUUAUGGUAUAACUAUCAAUGGUCGAGGAAAUUUUGCAUUGCGUUCAUUUUGAUCUUCCGGUUGACAAAUUGGUCGAUUAAAUUUGAAUAGAUUUGUUACAGAUCUAUUCGUAUCCGGUAGUUAAUUUUUUAAAUGUGUUUUUUUUAAUAUAUGUAUAUGUAUGUGUAUAAAUGUUCAUUAAAAAAAUAAUAAUAUGUAUGACAGCGGUACACAAAACAAAACGUUAGAAAUUAUUUUCCGCGAUUUCUGAAAUAUUGGGUACAUAUUGACAAUAUUUGGAUCGUUCUUCUUUUUAUAUUUAUUUCUAGUAUUUAAAUGGUUCGAAUUUGAAAUGAACGGUUCUUGGUGGUGCUGUUAUGAGUCAGCAACAUGAUAAGCGUAAGAUGUGUUUACGUGAGGAGGUGUGCUAGAAGUGUGCCUUGCGGGACACCAGCCGUCUAACGAUGGAUGAUGAAAGGGAUUGUUAGAUAUUAAAUUAUAGGAACGCUGUGAUAAAAAAAGGAGAGAUAGACAUGAAAAUUGGCGAAAAAUCUUUUUGUAAUCGAUUUGAAAUUUUGUAUAGGACUGAUGAUGCACACGUUCGAAAGCCUUUGUAAGUACCGAGACGGGUUUCCAUUCAUGAUUACGUAUUUCCGUUUGUGAUAAGCUUUUAAUUAAAACUGUGAUUUACAUUUAUUAGUUGUACGCUACUUAUCGAUGUAUAGGAGAUUUUUUUUUUGUUAGCUUUAGUGUCAUGUUAUAAUGAAUGUAUUGGAUCUGUGAUUUCUUUCCUUUAGCGUUUAAUAACUUUCGCGUGUAUCUUUCAUUGUCUAUUUUUGUGUAAGCGGUAAAUAAACAUUUGUGUAACAAUA